AUGGCGUCAAAUAAUUUUUCUCUUUCGAUACCUACAUUCAAAGGAGAUCACUAUAAUUCAUGGGCUAUCAAAAUGAAAUCAUAUUUGAAAGUUAUGAAUCUAUGGGAAUUAAUUGAAAGUGAUGUUGAAUUAACCCUUCUUCCACAAAAUCCAACCGCAGCUCAAAUCAAAAAACGUGACGAGGAAGCGGCAAAAGAAGCAAAGACACUCUCAUGUAUUCAUUCGGCGGUGUCGGAUGGAAUCUUUACAAGUAUCAUGACUUGCGAGUCACCAAAAGAGGCAUGGAGCACGUUAAAGGAAGAGUUUGAAGGAAAUGCUAAAACAAAGUUGAUGCAAGUUUUGAAUCUCAAACGAGAAUUCGAGAUGCAGCGAAUGAAGGGGAACGAAACUAUUAAGGAAUAUGUGAGUAAGCUUAUGAGCAUUGUUAAUCAAAUAAGGUUGUUUGGUGAAAUAUUUGCCAACGAGAGGGUUGUUGAUAAAAUUCUGGUGAGUGUUCCUGAAAAAUAUGAGUCUAAAAUAUCCUCACUUGAAGAUUCUAAAGACCUAUCCAAAAUAACCCUAGUGGAAUUAGUCAAUGCUCUUAGUGCCGUAGAUCAAAGGAGAUUAAUGAGGGAGGAAGAAAAUGGAGGAAAAAUUGAAGGACUCCUAUUAGCGAAAAGCCACUACAAGAAAAUGGGCUAA
Messenger RNA from Daucus carota subsp. sativus, 681 nucleotides. RefSeq lists its product as uncharacterized. The record is from RefSeq and is a predicted model, not a curated record. The transcript has a single exon. NCBI's taxonomy places the organism in Eukaryota, Viridiplantae, Streptophyta, Magnoliopsida, Apiales, Apiaceae. The coding region runs from base 1 to 681 and encodes 226 amino acids.